AUGUCUGAUAUUCGCCUUUCCCAAUCUAUGACUGUCCCUGCUAGCCAAACAAUUCCCGAGUUGCGCUAUGAUGAUGCAGGCAAUGCAUAUGUGCGCGAUCUCUUAGGUGUUUGGCGACCCCAUCCUGGGAUUGCGCAGGCUGUGACUCGAGUGCAGCGGUCUGAAGACAGAUACAUGUCCCAGGCUUAUGGCGGACAUGCAGCAGCGCCAUCCAUGUAUGGACUCACAACUCCUGCGAACUUCUCCCAACCUUGCUCGUCGCCACCACCCUCACCAUCUGGGUCCCACCUCCUGCCACCUAGCGCACACCGCGAGCCUGCUCUUAUCCCACUCCCUGACUCACUGGAUAUGGAGCUUCGUGACCCCUUGGUCAUUGCCGGGUCUCGUGGAUAUGCACCUGCCAUCAAAAUUGGCAGGGCACGUCGCAAGACUAGAACUAAUAAAAGCAGGGGAAAGGAUAAGGAGAACACUAACCUGGACAUUGCUGACCGCCCUCAAAAGCACGCACGUGCUAUUGAGGAUGAUGAAGAUGAUUCAAGGGCGAAACGUGGUCGGCCCAACGGCUCUAACAAUUACAGCACGGCUGAUGUCAAAGUUCUUCUUGACCUUGUCGAAGAUGAACUUCCUCUGGGCCAGAAAGGUGGGCAGGCCUUAAUGGCCGCCCUCACCGUAAAGCCACAUUGCUUUGAAACUAAAUUCAAGCAGUUUGUGAAGACCACGAAGCCCACCGGUGAUGGAGUUUGUCCCCCCGACGUCACUCAUGCCCAUGAGCUCGAUGCGCGCAUCAACGAGCGUGCUGGUACCCGUGACCUAAAUGACUCGGACUACGAUGCCCACGACGACGAGUUGAAUUGUAACGAACAAAACGUCAAGGUGCGAAGUAUGUCACCUCUUGAACACACUGCAGUCACUCGCGCCACUCGGACAGAUACACCUAUGCCACGUCGCCGAGGUGCAGCAGCUUCCGAGUUGCUUUCUCGCAUCAGUGGGGCCUUUGACCCUGCUGUUCAGCAAGCUCGGGAUGAGGAUCGCGCCACUAGGUCUCUUGCAAACACGCAGUUGCUUUCCCAGGGGCAGCAGCUGCGUGAUGCAAAUGCAGUCACGGAGAAAUUGCGGACCCAACUGUUUGACUUGCAAUCAAGACUAUUUGAUGCUGAACGCGAGCGUGACCUUACCCAGCUUCGUCUGGAGAUGAUACAGAUGCACCAGCCUCCUCCCAAAAAAGCCGCUCACAAGACUCAUCACCAGCGCAGACCCAAACCCAAACAGGCGGAUUACACAUAUUACCCUGAUGGUGGCCAAAGCGUCAUCUGGCACAGUGAUCCAGACACCCCGGCAUCUGACGCUUCGGACCACCCUCCAUCUUCUCCUCAAUACACCCAUCCUACUCCCCCUCCUUUCAAUUCCACUCCUUCUCCUCGCCUUGCCUUCCGUCGCUGGGCAUCCAGACCCCGUUCACGUGGCGCAGGACCACCACGCAAUUCCAUGGUCGUUCACUCUAAUUGGCAAGAGACCCAGGUGUGCACAGACCUCAAGAGUGAGGCCAUGGCAGAUGCAGAUGACCUGCCAGAGUGCAAGUCAGCUCGUCAAACUCCAGAGGUGUAA
Molecule: messenger RNA, 1605 nt
Organism: Suillus subalutaceus
Lineage: Eukaryota; Fungi; Basidiomycota; Agaricomycetes; Boletales; Suillaceae
Exons: 4
Coding region: 1-1605 (534 amino acids)
Source: RefSeq, a predicted model, not a curated record